Molecule: messenger RNA, 2281 nt
Organism: Branchiostoma belcheri (Belcher's lancelet)
Lineage: Eukaryota; Metazoa; Chordata; Leptocardii; Amphioxiformes; Branchiostomatidae
Product: histone deacetylase 11-like
Exons: 12
Coding region: 45-1097 (350 amino acids)
Molecular function (GO): histone deacetylase activity
Source: RefSeq, a predicted model, not a curated record
GAAAGUUUGCGAGAAAAGACGAGAGUUCGACCAAAACAAUCGUCAUGGCGGCUGCUGCAGAUGACAAAAAGAGCAUUUCCCACAGUACCAGAUUACAUGAAGAUAUCCCCCCAUCCAAGUGGCCCAUCGUAUACAGCUCCGACUACAAUAUUGGCUUCCUGGGCUUGGAAAAGCUGCAUCCGUUUGACUCUGGUAAAUGGGGAAAAGUCUUCAGGUAUCUGAAAGAGAGUGGCCUGCUGAAGGAUGAUGAUGUAGUGACUCCUGUAGAGGCCACAGAGGAAGACCUACUAAUGGUGCAUAGCAGUGGUUACCUUAACAGUCUCAAGUGGAGUAUGGUGGUAGCUGGCAUCACAGAAGUGCCCCCUGUUGCUUUGCUGCCAAACUUCAUUGUGCAAAGAAAACUGCUGAAACCACUGAGAUUGCAGACAGGUGGAACAGUUAUGGCAGGAAAGCUAGCAACUGAGAGAGGUUGGGCUUUAAACAUCGGUGGUGGGUUCCAUCAUUGCUCUGCAGAAAGGGGAGGAGGGUUCUGUGCAUAUGCAGACAUCACACUUUCAAUCAAGUUUCUGUUUGAGAGAAUAGAAGGCAUCUCCAAGGCCAUGAUUGUAGACCUAGAUGCCCAUCAGGGUAACGGCCAUGAAAGGGACUUCAUCAAUGACAGCAGAGUUUACAUCAUGGAUGUGUACAACAGGUACAUCUAUCCACAUGACAGCUAUGCAAAAGGUGCAAUCAGAUGCAAGGUAGAGUUACAGGCCUACACAGAAGAUGAUCACUACCUCAGCCUUGUUAGGAAAAACCUUGACAAAGCCUUGGAAGAGUUCAACCCAGACAUCAUAGUGUACAAUGCAGGGACUGAUGUCCUAGAGGGUGAUCCACUGGGAGCUCUGUCUAUAUCACCUGAGGGUAUAAUUCAGAGAGACCAGUUGGUGUUUGAGCUUGCCAGGGGAAAAGGCAGACCCAGGCAAAUCCCUAUCCUCAUGGUUACCUCGGGUGGCUACCAGAAGCGUACAGCCCAGAUCAUCGCAGAUUCCAUCAAGAAUCUGAUAGCAAAAGGUCUGAUCUCACACCAGGCUGCAUCAGUGGAGACAGAGAUCUGAGAUCUGGAUCUAACAGUUUGUGGAAAAAAAUCUGCCUGAUUAUAUCAGGCCUGUACAGUAAAUGCUGUGUUCUGAUCAAACAAAGGUCAUGGCUGUUUCAAUAUGCAAUUGUGGUUUUUGAAACCUGUACAUGUAUGCUUGUAUUUUGUAAGGUCUUGACUGCUCUGUGUCUUCUUGAAAGGACAUGUUGAUGUUAAAAAAGUGAUGUUUUGAGAUUAUAAGUGUAAAUGGUAAUAAAGAUAUAUUUGUAUUAGCACAGCUCUGCUUCAUAUACUAGCUGUGAAGUUGCCAUCAAGUUGCCUUUAAGGCAUUUUUAUUUACAUUGCAAAGGAGUAUAGGCUUGAUAACUAUCAUUCUGUAAAUAUGACUCAUAUAUGUCAUACAUACUACUGUAAUUGCACAUAGUAUGGCUGUCAAGAUAGUUUACAGUAUGCAAUGUAUAUUGCUUGAUACCUUACCUCAGAAGAAAGUACAAGACAUUCAACACAUGACAUAAAUAGUGUACAAAAUGGUACUCAUAUGAAUUGAUAGUAAUCUAGCAAAUCUGUGUGUUUGUUUUGCUGAUGUUCAGGUAUUGUUAUUUAAUUUUCCAAAUCAUUUGUACAUUGACUUUAAUGGUUUGCCAUUUUCAUUUAAAUGGUCUGGGCAAUUUGCCACUGUCCAUACUAUGAAGGUAUAUACAUCUAGCAUUUUGGUGUCAAAUUUACCUAUGCAGCAGGAAAAGGGAUAUAGGACAAGACAAUCUAAAGAAGAAUGUUAGAAUUAUUUACAUACAGUAUGUAUGUCAUCGCUACAGUUGUGUUGAAGAGCUAUGUGUGCCUUCAUUCUACAUGCUGCCAUUCCAUAAUUUUGCCUCUUCAAUUAUUCCUGUCCUUUGUGACAGUAACUAGGGUAUUUCUGACUAAGAUUUUAUUAUUACAAGUUGUUUGGUGUAGUUUUUUCUUCCAUAGCCUUUAACACCUGAUUAUUCAAUGACUUGGCUCCCUUGCAAAAUUGUGUUGCCUUUUAUGUAUCUUCACCUCAGGCAGAUGUAUCUAUGAAUAACUUUCAAUUAAUUCCACAAAGGGCUUCACUGUAAUAUAUGUUCUAUUAAUGUGGUUUAAAUUUUUGGGAAAAAGCAACAGUCUCUGCUCUUGUUGUAUACCAUAAGAUCUGUUAUGCAAGAUUAAACUCUGUGGUGCAUU